This is a messenger RNA of Lagopus leucura (white-tailed ptarmigan), 1624 nucleotides long. RefSeq names its product cAMP-specific 3',5'-cyclic phosphodiesterase 4D-like. The coding region runs from base 248 to 748 and encodes 166 amino acids. Lineage: Eukaryota; Metazoa; Chordata; Aves; Galliformes; Phasianidae. The transcript has 6 exons. The record is from RefSeq and is a predicted model, not a curated record.
AAUACAAGGCAGAAGAGAAAAGCACUGUCAUUUCCGAACAGCACAGUGCUAGAGUAAAUUCAGUGUGAAAAAGGAAGGAGUUGCAGCGUGUCAGAAUUCUUCCUCUGGAGCCGGGAUUAUUACAGGAAAAGCAUGUGAAGGAUUUUUAAGGAGAGAAUUUUAAAAAACUCUUUGAAAUGGAGUACUUGGAGCAUUAUAAGGACAACUGAUGUUUGAAUGCUAGAAAGACUGGAGGAAUUUUUCCAAAAUGAGCAUUGUUAUGAAGCCAAGAUCCCGGUCUACCAGCUCCUUAAGGACUGUCGAGGCAAUGUGUUUCGAUGUGGACAAUGGUACGUCAUCGGGACGAAGUCCCUUGGAUCCCAUGACGAGCCCUGGAUCAGGGCUAAUUCUUCAGGCAAAUUUUGUCCACAGUCAACGUAGGGAGUCUUUCCUUUACCGGUCAGACAGUGACUAUGAUCUUUCUCCGAAGUCUAUGUCAAGGAACUCCUCUAUUGCCAGUGAUAUACAUGGAGAUGACUUGAUUGUGACACCAUUUGCUCAGGUGCUGGCCAGCCUGCGUACCGUACGGAAUAACUUUGCUGCAUUAACCAAUUUACAAGAUCGGGCACCCAGCAAACGGUCACCAAUGUGUAACCAACCAUCUAUUAACAAAGCAACUAUAACAGGAAUAUUUGUAAUGCAGAUUGUGCAGUCUUUCCUGCUGAAAAUAUUCUUCUGGUCAUACUGUUCUCAGAGUUCAUGUCAGUGAGUAUCCAGAGUAAUGCACUAGACAGGACCCACCACAUCACCCAGAUGGCACAGAUUGCAAUCUCAGUGAGAAACAACCAUGAGCCUUACAAUCUGGGUGACUGGAAGAUGCAGUUUUACUAAACAAUGUCAAUGCUGAAACAGAAUUAUACACAUAAGGUGGAAGGUUUAACUUGCUAAGAGUUAUCUUCCAGGAAAAGCAGAAGUGAAGCAAGGGCGACCAUUGCAGAUGGUAUGGGGAAGAUGAAAAGGGAAAGAUAAAAAUGGAUUAAGUAAAGCAAAGUAACAGAAAUAGCAAGAGAAAAAUUCUCCCGCAGUGAUCAGAAAGUAUUUUCUGCUAUUUUAAGAAUUUGUCUCAAGGUAGAAACGUGGGAGAAAAUGCAGUAGUGAAAAAUAGGAAACUGGAGUUCAUAGCUUCUUAUUGGACUUGAGUUGUAGCCUUUACAGGCAUUGCUCUGGAUCUUAAAUCCAGCAGAAAUUGGUAUCAUUUUUAUUGAAUUGAGCUUCUUGCAUGUUUUUCAUAGUCUUUGUCUAACACAAUUCAUGGUUGGUACACAUUAGCUACAGACUUCCCAGGGAAAUUUAUGGUUUUGAAGCAUAAUCUGCCAGUCUUUGGUAUAGUUUUUAUUUUAUUACACUGGAUAUAUAAUAAAUCAUUAUUUAAUAAUUACACCAUUUUAAUUAAUUAAACAGUGUUUAGGCUGCUGUCUUGAAGUAUCAUGCACUUAAACAUCUCUUGGACAAGUUAAGCAUCUGUAUUUAAACAGGCUGUAAUCCUUCUGAAUACAUGCAGACGGACAUAUGGGAAAAAAGUAAAGGUUAUAGAUGAAAAUAAAGAUAUUGUUACUGUAUGGUGCUGGAAAUGAUCAUUUUGAUG